Molecule: messenger RNA, 708 nt
Organism: Pollicipes pollicipes
Lineage: Eukaryota; Metazoa; Arthropoda; Thecostraca; Pollicipedomorpha; Pollicipedidae
Product: larval cuticle protein 16/17
Exons: 2
Coding region: 25-477 (150 amino acids)
Cellular component (GO): chitin-based extracellular matrix
Molecular function (GO): structural constituent of chitin-based larval cuticle
Source: RefSeq, a predicted model, not a curated record
GCCAAGAGCCACCGGACAAAAAACAUGAAAUUCCUGCUGAUCGCCUCUCUGAUGGUGUUGGCGGCCGCUCGGCCCCAGGAGGAGAUUGCCGAGGCUUCCCCGGUAAUCACUGAGGAGGCUGUCGACGUUAAUUCCGAUAUCAUCCGCAUGGAGUCUGUCCAGAACGAGGACGGCUCUUUCUCAUACGGUUUCGAGACCACGGAUCCAAUCGUGCAGGACGUGAGCGGCCAGAUCCAGCAGAUCGGCGACAACCCCGGCGUGGUCAUGACGGGCACCUACUCGUUCGUCGCCAAGGACGAAGAUGGCAACGACGUGCCAGUCACUAUCAACUGGACGGCUGGCCCGGGUGGCUUCCAGGCCACCGGCGACGCCAUCCCCCAGGCUCCUGAGGAUCCUAAUGCCGAGGCCCAGGCCCAGGCGUACGCGGCUGCUGGCGGAGUCCCUCAGCUGGCGGAGCCCGAGCAGGUUGUAGUCUAAAAAUUCUACUUCGGGAAUCCCAUGUUCCUGAAAUUCAUCAGCAAUUUGAAUCGGUUUGCCAUGAUUUUUGAAGAACGUCCUAAACCUACACCAUGUGGCAUAGUUCUCCAUGGUACUUGUCAUAUGCACUCACUGUUUGCUCUUGUGUUGUAUAUAUUUUAUGAUGGCAAUACACAAACGCAGCAAAUGGUAUGUGAUCAACGCCAUGAUAAUAUAUGCCACUGAAAACGA